Messenger RNA from Asterias rubens (European starfish), 914 nucleotides. RefSeq names its product putative ferric-chelate reductase 1. Lineage: Eukaryota; Metazoa; Echinodermata; Asteroidea; Forcipulatida; Asteriidae. Bases 23 to 715 code for a protein of 230 amino acids. The transcript has 6 exons. The record is from RefSeq and is a predicted model, not a curated record. Gene Ontology annotation, molecular function: oxidoreductase activity, acting on metal ions.
CCGGUAAGUUUGGAUACUUCUCAUGAAGAUGUACAUCACGCUAUUUGUUAUCCUCGUCCCCGCGGUGCUCGGAUACCAUGGUCGAGUCCCAAUAAAAAAGUACGCCAACCUCUGCACGGAUAUGGUCCCCUUCGGCCAUAACAACGGUACUAGUCUGGCCAACGACACCGAUUCACCACCGUUUACUAUCUCUACGAAUGCAGACAGUUAUACGGCCGGCGGAUCCUUGACUGUAAAUAUCACCGUCAAAGGUGACAUCCUAAUCGGUGGAUUCUUCAUCCAGGCACGUCGUGCUGACCUUGCCCGUGACACCAAUGUAGCGGUCGGGACGUUCGCUUACCCACCCCCGGACACGGCCCUCCUAGAGUGCCACUCAGUCAACAAUUCUGCAUGGGGACACACCAAUGACACAGGUUGGAAGACUCUCCUCGGGGUUUGGAAUGCUCCAGUCCAGGACGAAGGACCGCUUCAAUUCAGGGCUACCAUUGUGCUAGCAGGGAAACCCAGCAGGAGCUACUUCUAUCUCGGUGUCACCUCCUCUCAACUUAGUUUUAUGGCCGGGCCUGCCAUGACUGUGGAGACCCCAGAAGAACCAGUUGCCGGUGAUGGAACUACAUCAGCAAGUACCACGUCAACCGCAUGUACUCCUGGCGCAUCGUUUGCUCUUGGUGUUAUCAGCUUAAUCAGUGGAUUAACCUUUGCUAAACGUCUUUGAGAUCCAACGUGAACGUGUGGAUGGUAUAGUAAGAUUAGAAUGUUGAUAAUAAGAAAGUGAUUACACAACAGCGGGUUCCGUAAUUGACUAAUUAAAGGUCAUGGACACUAUCAGUAAGUGAUCAAACGACUUGUAAGCAUGACAACUUAAAGGCAGUGGACACUAUUGGUAAUUACUCAAAAUAAUUAUUAGCAAGAAU